CUGCCUGGGCCCAACGCUCUGCGCCUGCUCGGUCCUGAUUUCUGGGCUCGGGGGCGCGGAGGCCAGUGACCGACCACCUUGCAGGCCAGCCUGUGAGCGGGCCGCUGCCCCGGCCCACGGCCCGUUUGCAGUGUGGGGUCCCGACCCACGGCCCGUUUGCUCCCGGGGUGGUCCUGACCCGAGGCUCGUUUGCACGGGGGGGGGGGUCCCGACCCACGGCCCAUUUGCACCCGGGGUGGUCCUGACCCGAGGCUCGUUUGCACGGGGGGGUCCCGACCCACGGCCCGUUUGCACCCGGGGUGGUCCUGACCCGAGGCCCGUUUGCAGCGGGGUCCGCGUGUCGGGCUCCGUCCCCGAGCGCCGCCCGGAGUGACCAGCCGGGGCCGGCGCGGGCCGGGCGUGGGCAGCGGCCAGGGGGCGCGGCGGGGCGUGAGCGCCGUCUGUCCUCCCCGCGUCCCGUCGGGCCAUGGCCCUGGCCGCCGCCUGCGGACGGGCGCUGCGCCGCGGGCUGGCAGGCUGGGCGCUGGACGCCCGCGUGAGGGCCUUCCUGGAGGCCAACACCGAGGUGACCAGCCGCGGCAGCCUCACCCCCGAGAUCCGCCUGCGCCUGCUCACGCCCCGCUGCAAGUUCUGGUGGGAGAGGGCCGAGCACUGGCCGCUCGGGGACCCCUACUGGGCCAUCUACUGGCCCGGAGGCCAGGCCCUGUCCAGGUUUCUCCUGGACAACCCUGAGGUGGUCAGGGGGAAGUCUGUGCUGGACCUGGGCAGUGGGUGUGGAGCCACGGCCAUUGCUGCCCAGAUGAGCGGGGCGUCGCGGGUCCUGGCCAACGACAUUGACCCUGUUGCAGGAAUGGCCGUGGCACUCAACUGUGAAUUGAACGGACUCAGCCCUGUUCCCGUCUUAACCCGGAACAUCCUGGAUCUGAAACAAGAGCCCUGGGACGUGGUGGUGCUCGGAGACAUGUUUUACGACGAAGCUCUGGCGGACGGGCUGGCGCGGUGGCUGGAGCGCUGCUUCCGGGCCCACGGGACUCGCGUUCUCAUCGGCGACCCCGGGCGCACCCAGUUCAGUGGACACGGCGUGCGGCGGCAGGCACGCUGCCUGGCCGAGUACGAGCUGCCCGAGCCCACGCGGCAGGACAACAACGGGCUGACCUCCAGCGCCGUGUGGGACUUCCGGCCUCGGCCGAGCCCCGGGCACGCGGCCCCCGGCUAGCUGGUGGGCUGAGGGGCUGCCACCGGGCUGUCCCCUCACGCCUGAAGCCGGGGAGGGCCCAGGCCUGGGGGACACUGCCCUGUGCUGUCAGUGAAUCAGAAUAAAGGCGAGCAGAGGAGAGA
Molecule: messenger RNA, 1338 nt
Organism: Sorex araneus (European shrew)
Lineage: Eukaryota; Metazoa; Chordata; Mammalia; Eulipotyphla; Soricidae
Gene: ETFBKMT
Product: electron transfer flavoprotein subunit beta lysine methyltransferase
Exons: 3
Coding region: 467-1216 (249 amino acids)
Biological process (GO): peptidyl-lysine trimethylation
Cellular component (GO): mitochondrial matrix
Molecular function (GO): protein-lysine N-methyltransferase activity
Source: RefSeq, a predicted model, not a curated record